AUUUUGCAUAGACCUACAAAAUUGAGAUUGGGACCAUCCCUAAAUUUAUCGAUGUCCAAAUUAAAUAUUACUUCUCUUUUACUGAAAGACCUCCAACUGCUAUAGCUGUAGGACUGCAAUCGUUGCUCUGGUUUAAGAGAGGACUUUGAACACACACAUAGCAGAGGAAUUUCAACCCUGGCAGAGGGAUCCCUAAGGACAGGCAUAGCUACACGAACAUUCAAAGCAGAAAGAAGAGGACGUCUUCCAUUUUUUUUGUUGCUCUUUACCUCAUAAUUUCCCGUGUGUUGGAUUCAGUGAGCUGCAGACACAGAGGAAAGAGGACAAUGUGGAAAGCAGCAGUGUCUGUGUUCCUGCUACUAAACAUGGAUAUACAGGUGAAUGGUGCUGUAGAUAAGACGAGGGGGUCUGUGGUAGAAAACUCCAGGACAGAGAAGAAUGUGAAGACAGAAGAGGCUGAAGUCAACAACAACAUUCCUGCAAGUGACACUGCUUCUUCAGGUUUUUUGGGCAACUUGCUGGUGGUACCCAUGGAUGGGAGUCACUGGGUGGGUAUUAAGGCCAUUGCCCAAGAAAUGGGUCGUCGUGGACACCGGGUUACAGUGGUGAUUCCAGAGAUCAGCAUACGGAUGGGCCCAGGGAAACACUACGACACUGUGACCUAUCCUGUUCCUUAUGACAAGGCUCAUUUUGACUCUAUCAUGGCCUCACAGAAGGACAUGCUGAAAAAAACUGCACAUUCUUUCACGGAGAAGAUACGGAAAGGAUUCUCAAAAUUCCAGAAAAUUACAGGCUUUAUCCACACCACAGCAGAGAGCCUACUGUUCAAUGUCAGUCUGAUCUCACAUCUAGCACAGCAGAACUUUGACGCAGUCCUAACGGACCCCAUGGUGCCCACAGGCUCAUUAAUAGCUCGGAAAUUUGGUAUCCCUACUGUAAAUUUGCUGAGGGGAAUUCCAUGUUCCUUGGAUAUGAAGUCUGCAGGCUGCCCCUCCCCGCCCUCAUAUGUGCCCCGCUUUUUCACCAGAUACACAGAUAAAAUGAGCUUCCAGGAGAGAGCUUUCAACACUUUGGUGGCUUUAUUGGAGCCAUUGUUAUGCCGACUGUUGUUUUGGCACUUUGACCAAAUAGCCUAUCAGUUUCUGGGAGAGGAGGUGGGCAUAGCUGAAGUGCUGUCAGAGUCUGCUAUCUGGCUGCUGAGGUUGGACUUCACACUGGAGUUCCCACGUCCUAUCAUGCCUAAUGUAGUACUAGUUGGUGGAAUCAACUGCAACGUGAGACAUCCUCUUCCUGAGGAUCUGGAGUCCUGGGUGUCAGGAGAACAUGGGUUUGUAGUGUUCACCCUGGGCACCAUGGUGUCAGAUCUGCCAGAAGAGACAACCUCCGUCUUCUUAGAAGCUUUCAGACAGAUUCCACAGAAGGUAAUAUGGAGGUACACUGGGCAGGUUCCCGAUAGUUUCCCAGAAAAUGUGAAGUUGAUGAAAUGGGUGCCUCAGAAUGACCUACUAGCACAUCCUGGAGCUCGGGCUUUCAUCACUCAUGCUGGCUCUCAUGGUCUCUUUGAGGGACUGUGUCACGCUGUUCCCAUGGUGAUGAUGCCAGUUGCAGGGGACCAAGCUGACAACGCAGUGAGGUUUGCAAGCAGAGGAGCUGGAGUCGUGUUGGAUAUUUAUUCGAUCACUACAGAGAGCCUUCUUCAGGGACUGAAUGAGGUCAUCAAUGACACCAGGUAUAAAGAGAACAUGCAGAAGCUGUCAGCUCUCCAUAAAGACCGGCCAGUUGACCCACUGGACCUUUCAGUGUACUGGACAGAAUUUGUGAUGCGGCACAAAGGGGCAAAACAUCUCAGACCUGCUGUCCUUGACCUCAACUGGCUCCAGUACUACUGCCUGGAUGUAAUAGCAGUACUGGCUACUCUAGUGCUGUUUUUUGUAAUACUGAUAGUAAAAUGCUUGAAACUAUGCUUCUGGAAACUGAGCAGGAAGAGGAAGCAGGACUAACCUUCGGGUUUCUUGUGCACAUUUCCAAAGAAAUUUUUUUACGUAAUCAAAUUACCAGAAAACAACUGUUGGUUGCUAAUCCACACCCGCCACCCAAUGCCUUUACAUGUUUUAACAUACUGAAUCAGAAAUCUAGAGAAACAAGCUUGAUAAGGGAUAGGUGUCAUAUUAAGAUACUUCAGGACUCUAGGACUGUUUAUUAAAGCGGUGUUGGUUUAAUGAAUAACAAACGUGUGACCUCAGUGAUGAUAAAUGAAUGAACCUUUAGGUACUGGUUCUAUGGAUGUAAGUGAUAUCUCCACAGGUUGUCUGGUAAGAACAGGAAAGAUGAUGAUUGGUCAACAAAUGCAGUCCAUAGUACACACACUCACUGACAUGCCAUUCAUUUAUUGUUGGGAGUUUAGAAUAUCCCAAUGUGAAUGUGAUUACUACGAUAAAGGGAGUAAACAGAGAACAUGUACUGACAUUAAUUAUAUGCUGUCAUAAUAACAAGCAGUACGGCAUGAAAUACACAAUACAUGAAUCCGCUACCGCUCAGAGCAGUUACGUGUUUGUGAGUUGAAGUUGUUUUUGUUAUAUCUUUUAUUUUUCGCUCUUUUGUCAAUGCUUGUACACCUUCUGGUAAGGACAGUUCAUUAUUUUUGUGAAAAAGAAGAAACAUAUCAAAUUGAAGUUUGAGUGAUGAAAAUAAAUUGACAAACAAAAGAAAACAGUG
Messenger RNA from Perca fluviatilis (European perch), 2715 nucleotides. RefSeq names its product UDP-glucuronosyltransferase 1A1-like. The transcript is spliced from 9 exons. Bases 327 to 2000 code for a protein of 557 amino acids. Gene Ontology annotation, molecular function: UDP-glycosyltransferase activity. NCBI's taxonomy places the organism in Eukaryota, Metazoa, Chordata, Actinopteri, Perciformes, Percidae. The record is from RefSeq and is a predicted model, not a curated record.